AUGAAUGAAUCAUCUACUAUUUCUACUUAUCUUAGAACAGAGACUGAUGAAGUCAAAGAAUUUAGUAGUAACAUUAUGACUCAAAGAAAAAAAAUUCCAUAAUUGAAAAACUUGAUUUCACCUAGAAAAUCAAAGCAGAUUAAAUUCAAUCCAAUUAUUGAUUCAGUCAGAAGCAGUUAAAGUUAAAGAUCUUCUAAAGGGAAUGUAGCUCUUUAAACACAUAAUAACAAUAUGUUAUUCAAAGAUUCUUUUGAUUUGUUUUUAGAUGGUAAAAUAACGAGUAUUGAAUUACUACAAUUAUCCAACUAUCCUAGAUUAAGAUAAUAAUUAAUGGAAGAUCAUGCUGAUUCAAAAGGAAUAAGUAUUUUGGGACCUUUGGUAAGAUUUAAAAAUAAAUUCAAACACAAAUAAGUUAGAAACACUUAAGAUGAUAGAAGUGUCUAUUUAAAAUCCAAACUCUAAGGAUUAAACAAUUUAAUACAUACUAGAAUGAUGUAAAAGAAAGAUGAUAAUGAAACUCAAAGAAGAUAAAAUCUAUAAAAUGUUGGAUUGUUUAAAACUAUUGUGGAUGCUUCUGAAGGAAUUGAAGAUAAAUUAGCUUAAAUUAAAGAUCCUUUUACUAAAAAGAUUCCCUCUAUUAAAUCAUUAAAGACUAUGACAGUCAGCUAUGAUGAUUUGAAACCAAGUAUUAUUAAUAUCUAUUCAAAGUUAUCAAAAAUGCAAAAGAAAUUCCUGCGAUUUCAAAAAUAUUUUUAAAAAACAAUUUAACUGAAUCAACCAAAAAAUAUAUGGAUGAAGCUUCAAGAUAACAUUAUCUUAAGUAAUAAGAAUUAAAUAAACUUACUAAAAUGUAAAUUACCAAAUAAUCCAAUUCUAAAUUUUAAUUAUACAAUAAAGAUGUAUUGACAUCUAAAGAUCUAGAAUUAUAUGAUUAUCUUCAUAAUAAACCAAAACCAAUUAUUCUUAGAAAUCAUUUCACUGAAAUGGAUGAAGAAGCUAUUCCUUCACAUGAAAUUAUAGCUAUUAAAAUUGGAAAUCAAAGACUCAAAAAGAGAUAUCAUAAAACUGAAUAAAAAAUUCAUGAAGACUUAGAUAAUGAAUCUCAUACUUCUUCAUUAUAAUCUACUUAUGAAAUUCAUCUAGAUAAUUUAUAUUCUUAAACUGUUGAUUUAAAAAAACAAUUAACAAAAAAGACUACUCUACCAAAGAAAGUAAAAUAAAUGAUUAAACUUGAUGAACUUAACCAAUAAUCUCUUCAGGCAAAUACAUUUAAGUUAACACAUUGA
Paramecium pentaurelia is the source of this 1286-nucleotide messenger RNA. NCBI's taxonomy places the organism in Eukaryota, Ciliophora, Oligohymenophorea, Peniculida, Parameciidae. The record is from the annotation of a GenBank genome assembly.